GCGUCACUGAAAUUAGAUGGGAAUAAAUACAGACGUUGUAUCCUCCUUCAGCCUAAGAGAAUUCUCACCAUUCAAACACUUCAGCAACGGUCUUGGACAAGCACCAACAAAGACACCCUCGCCUUGUGCCCAGUGCUCUUUACAAAUCACUUCAGGUCAACAACAAUCUCAAUCAACCUACCUCAACCUCAAAACCACAUCAACAUGCGUUUCUCCACCAUCCUCGCUGGGUUCGCCGCCCUUACAGCAACCUCAGCAGCUCCUAUGCCAGGCAGCUUCCUCCCCUUCGGCAACCUCCCCUCCCAAUCAAGCACAGGCGAAAGCAUACUCUCCAGUCUAGACACCCUCCUAACCUCUAUCCAAUCGCUCACCACAACCCUCAACGGCCUCGACUACACCACCGGCAACGCCCUCAGCAUCGCCAACCUCCUCAAAGCCCCCCAGGUCCUCCUCAACACCAUUGGCCUCAACUCGGCCUCUUCAUCCACCCUACUCGACGUCAAGGCCCUGACUCUAUCUCUCAACUCAUCCGACUCGUCCGCCAUCGUGAGCAAGCUCACAAACGACAUCCAGCCCGCGCUCAAGACGGUCACAGAUCUGCUGACCAAGGCAAAGACGUCCGGCAUCGUCGCGCCGCUUACGCCGCUUGGUCAGACUGAUUACCUCAAGCUGAUCUCGACGAACCUCUCUGGUCUCGGGGGUGCUCUGACGCCUUAUAUCGAUUCUUCCUCGCAGGCUGGUUUGACCGGUAUUACUGCUACCCUCAGCAACCUCUUGAAAGCCACCGUCAAUGUCUAUACUACCUGAGCUGGUUCGACACGGGGAAGGCAACGGCUGGUGUGUAAGAGAUAUACAUGAACGUUGGAGGUCAUGGAUAAUGAUUGGACACGGCUGGGAAAAAUGAGAUUGAACCAUGUAGGACUUAGCCAGCAUCUUUAGUAUUGUUUUCUUGUCCUUCGACUAUCUUAAUGACCGGGUUUCCAGUUCUUCCGGUACACCUUUUUAAUUCAAUCAUGUUCGCUUCACCUCUGAGUACCAUCUUCUAGACCCCGGAGUCACAUGUGUAACAUGCAUGUACAUGUAUCAGGAAAAACGAUGCAUUCUACGGGUCUCUUUCCUACACAUUCCUCCUUCUGUUAUUGUUAUUAAGUCUUGUGUUGUACUUGCAAGCCAAUGUGUCU
Molecule: messenger RNA, 1181 nt
Organism: Colletotrichum godetiae
Lineage: Eukaryota; Fungi; Ascomycota; Sordariomycetes; Glomerellales; Glomerellaceae
Exons: 1
Coding region: 205-807 (200 amino acids)
Source: RefSeq, a predicted model, not a curated record